Molecule: messenger RNA, 3600 nt
Organism: Closterium sp. NIES-65
Lineage: Eukaryota; Viridiplantae; Streptophyta; Zygnematophyceae; Desmidiales; Closteriaceae
Source: the annotation of a GenBank genome assembly
AUGGCACAUCUGACGCACUUCACUCUGCAAGUCCACGCCGAGCAUGCCUCCUCCCCCUCCUUAGUCGCGGCGGCUCCCUCGUUUCUAUUCGCCUCGCCCUCCCUCCUCACUCUCUCGCAAUUCCUCGCCGCGCCGCACGAUCGCGCCGUUUUUCUGACCGCGGUGCGGCAGCCGCGCGACGCGGCGUCGCCUUCGUCGUCGGAGUACCUCAUCCGCGACCACGCGGCCCCACGUACUGCCACGUCAGCAGGCCCAUCUGCUGCGUCACCGUUCGGCCCAGACGACUCAUUUCGAGUCGCAGGCGAGGUGGUGGGAUGCGUGCGAGGGAACUACGGCGGCACGCAUUUCAUUCUAGCGUCAUGCACGCCGCGAACCACGGCGACAAAGGAUGGUACCACUAGCAGCGAACCGCACGGAACGGUUACCAACGAUGGCGAAAUGCAUCGAAGCAGCAGCUACGACGAUGUUACAGAAAGCAGGCCGCAACGGGGUGCGGCCGAUGAGCGAGGGCGGGCGCGGGCGCGGGGGCGGGGGGAAGGCGGAGAGAGUGAGGGGAGAGCGCGGAGCGCAUCGGGGGAGGAGAUCUCGCCGCCGCGCGGCGGAAGCAAGAAAGCGGAUGCUCCCGGCAAGGGCGGGAAGGCGGGCAGAGAUUUUAAAUCCGGAAAGGGGUUUCGUCGCAAGAAGGGAAAAUCGUUGUCGCACGGCGAUUUUCUUUUCCCGAGAGGGUUGUCGCAUGUCGAUCGUGCGUCGUCCAGCCUCGCCGGUGCUGCCGUGAUCGACGGCGAUGCGCCUGCCUCCGAAAACGCCGACGCGUCUCCCCGGCACGUGGCUUCAGAGCGAGCGGCCUUCGCGCCGCUGCUCAUUGGAUGGCUGCCCGCGAAGGGCGGCAGGGGCGGCGGAACGGGGGGGGAAGACGGCGCGAGAGGAUGGGGAGGAGCGGGGGGAGGAGGGGCGCGGGGGAUUGGGGGGUUAGGAGCAGCAGGGGGAUGGCUGACAUGGAAUGCGCGGCGAGGCUCAGGAAAUGCGCGAGCGAAGGGCGACGACGAGCGGACGGGUGACGAGCAGAGCGAGUCGCAGGAAGAAGCGACGCAGGGGGGAGGGUCGCAGCGAGAAGAGUCGCAGAGGGAAGGGGCAGAGAAAGGCAAGCCGCAAAGUGUAUUCGGCGUAUCCUGGACUCAGGUACGACCGCGUCCCCUCUAUACGCAGACUCGCUUUAGUGUAUUGCACGUCGCCGUGUGGAAGCAAGCGCGCGUAACGCCGCACCCGCCCGUCGCCCCCCGCCCGCAGGUGGCGAGUGUCGCGGCGCGGGGAAGCACGGGGGCGCACGCAAGCGGAGAACGCCGCGAGGGGGGUGACAGUAACGAGUUGGAAGCUGUGGGGCCGGAGAACGGGGUCGUGAAGGGCAGCGCAGGAUAUUAUAAAGGGAGUGCGAGUGGGAGUGCUACUGCGGGUGCGAGUAUGAGCAACGCGUUGUGGCGUGUCUUCAGGGGCGCGCAGGAGAGCGGCGAGGAGUGUGCUUGUAACGAGGUGACUGUUGAGUCGAUUGAGAAGUGUUCCAGUAACGAAGGGGCGGAAUGCAAGGGCGCGUUGCACCGUGGCGGCGCGCAGCAGGGGAGCGGCGCGCAGCUGUGGGGCAGCGGCAGGUGGGGGCCGCGCGGGCGCGGAGGCGCGGCGGAGAGCUUGAAGGGCGCGGCUGACAGUUUCAAGGGCGGGGCGGAGAGCUCCGCUUCCGCGUUUCUCCGCGCCAUAAAGGGCGCGGGCGCCCGGGAGAGUGGUGGUGCUGGCGGGGGCGGGGAUGGCGGAGGUGGCGGCGGUGUGGUGGGCAGUUGGGGGAGGGCGAGCGGGGACAGGCGGAGCGGGUGGGCGUGGGUAGACGCGUGGGGGGUCGGAGAGAGGGGCGCGGGCGCGGACGAGGGGAUGCGGAGCAGGUGGGCGGGGAAGGCGGACAGGGAAGGGGUAGAAGGGAAAGACAGGCAAGUGUGUGGAGAUGCGGAGAGUUCAGGGGAGCUUGUGGGGGCGGAAAGGCGGAGAGAGGCAGGGGCGGAGGAGGGGGGCAGUGAAAGUGGGGAAGGGGGGAAGGGAGUGGGGAGUGGGCAGGCGAGGGAAGGGGCCAUAGGGACGGGGGAGGAGAGAAGGCGGAAGCAACAGGGGGAUCAGCGAGUGGGGAGGGCGGGAGAGGGCGGAAGUGACGUGGGCAGUGUUGCUGACGCGGGCAGUGGUGCUGACGUGGACAGUGGGGCGCACAAGGCAGGGGGCGAGCAGGCAGGAGAUACCAAGUCAGCCAGCGUAGUGGAGGGGACGCCAUGGCGGGAGGAGGAGGAACCAGCUGCCAGCGAGGACAGCUGCUGCAGCGGCAACAGCAGGGGGAGCGAGGGGAAUGGGGGGAGUGGGGGGAAUGGGGGGAGUGGGGGAAGCGUUCAAGGCUGUGAGCAGCACGAUUCUGUUGAUGCUGUUGACUCGGUUGACUCGGCUGACUCAGGUGAUUCGGUUGCCUCAGGGGACAGCGUUGACUCGGUUGACUCCACAGAGGACACAGCAUGCUCCAGUGGUGGUGGCGCUGGUGACGGUGGUGCACUGCUGAGGUCAUCUGCAUCCAUGCCCUCGCUGCAGUCCCGCCAUCCAUAUCACCAUCCCCAUGCCCUCGUGCUUGCACACUCCCAUCCGCACGCCCAAGCAUCAGCCAUGGUUCUGAAUUCGCAAGAUGCUGCUGCUCCUCUCAUGCGACCGUCAGCCUCGUUCUCAGGGCCACUGGCGCUGUCAGGAGCACCACCACCACCAUCACCACUAGCUGCGUUCAGCAGGCGGGGCGGGGCGGCAGCAGGAACAUCAGCUAACCCUGGUGGUAACCGCAGCCGCAGCACCAGUGCUGGCAGCAGCAGUGGCAGUGGCAGUGGCAGCGGCAGUGGUAGUGGCAGCGGCAGCGGCAGCAGCGUGCAGCUGGCAGGCAAGGCAGAGGCUCUGAUUCGGUUCAUCGCCUCUCCUGCUGCUGCACCCCCUGCAGUACCCCACGGCAUGCCUCGACUGUGGACCAACACCAGUAGCGCUGGCAGCAGCAUUAGCAGCAGUGGUGGUGGCAGCGGCGGCAGCAGCAGCGGGUGGGUGAUGGAGUGCACUCUGCUGGCAGGGCUGGGACGUACGGCGGGGCAGGGGGGCAGUGGAGAGGGAGGGAGUGGAGGGAACACAGGGCAGGCAGGCCAAGGCACAGAGCAUUUUCGGAAUGUGCAGCUGGUGGCGCAUGUGGGUGGCGCUGCUGCUGUCCCUGCUGCUACUCAUUUGUCUGGUGCUGCUGGUGUUGGUACUGCUGGUGUUGGUGGUGCCACUGCGGUUUUGGAGGUGCAUCUGCGGGAUAAAGGGGAAGGGGAGAGGGUGGGGGGUGGGGACGGGGCAGCAGGGGCGUGUGUGGUGCGGCUGGUGAGGAUGAGGGGAGGACGAGGGGAAGGGGGCAGUGGGGGCGAGGGAGCAGGGCAGGACAGGAGGCAUCUGCAUGCACCAGUGCUCCCCUCACGAGCCCUUGGCAUGUGCGUGGCAUGGCUGGAGAGCGCUGCUGCCAGGCGCCCUGGCAUGUACGGUAGGCAGCAAGUGACCGGCCGGUGGGGCUAG